Molecule: messenger RNA, 4558 nt
Organism: Nycticebus coucang (slow loris)
Lineage: Eukaryota; Metazoa; Chordata; Mammalia; Primates; Lorisidae
Gene: HS6ST2
Product: heparan sulfate 6-O-sulfotransferase 2
Exons: 6
Coding region: 379-2319 (646 amino acids)
Cellular component (GO): membrane
Molecular function (GO): heparan sulfate 6-sulfotransferase activity
Source: RefSeq, a predicted model, not a curated record
CAGUAUUAGUUCUAUCUUACAGAUGAGAAAACUGAGGCUUGGGAGGGGCAAGUGAUUAUCCCAGAGCUGCUCAGCCAGGAAGUGACAGAUUUCCCAGGACUCCCAGACCAAGAAAAUGCCCCCACUUCCGUUGGAGAAUGGAAAUUGCCAAAGAGAGAGGGAAGAGGUCCAAUUUGCGCCUUUGCUAUUUUAGGCGAGGUUGAAAUUACGAACCAAAGUGGAAUGAUGCGCUCACUGUAGUGACCUGCGUUCUCUAAGACAGGAGAAAACCCGAGUCCUCUGCUUGUGAAGUGGCUCGAGCACUUGGGCGUGAGGCGUUAUUAUAUAAAUUCAAGCUCGCUCCUGAUUCUUAGUACCCUGAGUUGCCUGAAGGGGGGAAUGGCACUGCCUGCGUGUGCAGUCCGGGCGCUCGGGCAGCCGCUGCAACCGGAGCGAGGAGCGCCCGCCCGCACCACCUGUCCCCGCCGGCAUUCCAGAGUAGAGGCUGAAUUGGCUGGGAGCCGGACCGGGUUGGUCGCCGCCUCAGUCAGCCCGGGUCCUCCUAGGGGUGUGUCUCACGGAUUCCCCUCCCGGCCGCUCCUGGACGAGCCCCUAAAGGCGUCUUCCUCCCUGGCGGGAGCCUCGCGCGUCCCGCUCUUCGCGCUGUUGUCCCGAGGCCGCCGCAGGCGGAUGCACGACCUCAGGCGACGCUGGGACCUGGGCUCCCUCUGCCGGGCCCUGCUCACUCGGGGCCUGGCCGCCCUGGGCCACUCGGUGAAGCACGUGCUCAGUGCGAUCUUCUCCAAGAUUUUCAGCCCCCUGGCCAGCGUCGGGAACAUGGAUGAGAAAUCCAACAAGCUGCUGCUGGCUUUGGUGAUGCUCUUCCUAUUUGCCGUGAUCAUCCUCCAGUACGUGUGCCCCGGUACAGAAUGCCAGCUCCUCCGCCUGCAGGCGUUCAGCUCCCCGGUGCCGGACCCGUACCGCUCGGAGGAUGAGAGCUCCGCCAAGUUCGUGCCCCGCUACAAUUUCACCCGUGGCGACCUUCUGCGCAAGGUAGACUUCGACAUCAAGGGCGAUGACCUGAUAGUGUUCCUGCACAUCCAGAAGACCGGGGGCACCACUUUCGGCCGCCACCUGGUGCGCAACAUCCAGCUGGAGCAGCCGUGCGAGUGCCGCGUGGGUCAGAAGAAAUGCACUUGUCACCGGCCGGGUAAACGGGAGACCUGGCUCUUCUCCAGGUUCUCCACAGGCUGGAGCUGCGGGUUGCACGCCGACUGGACCGAGCUCACCAGCUGCGUGCCCGCGGUGGUAGACGGCAAACGCGACGCCAGGCUGAGACCGUCCAGGUGGAGGAUUUUUCAGAUUCUAGACGCAGCAAGUAAAGAUAGACGGGGUUCUCCAAACACUAACCCAGGUGCCAACCCUCCGUCAUCCACAAAGGCCCGGAACACAUCUAAGAGUGGAAAGAACUUCCACUACAUCACCAUUCUCCGAGACCCAGUGUCGCGGUACUUGAGCGAGUGGAGGCAUGUCCAGAGAGGGGCGACAUGGAAAGCGUCUCUGCAUGUCUGCGAUGGAAGGCCUCCGACUUCCGAAGAGCUGCCCAGCUGCUACACUGGGGAUGACUGGUCUGGCUGCCCCCUCAGAGAGUUCAUGGACUGUCCCUAUAAUCUGGCCAACAACCGCCAGGUACGCAUGCUCUCUGACCUGACCCUGGUAGGCUGCUACAACCUCUCUGUCAUGCCGGAAAAGCAAAGAAACAAGGUCCUUCUGGAAAGCGCCAAAUCAAAUCUGAAGCACAUGGCGUUCUUCGGCCUCACUGAGUUUCAGCGGAAGACCCAAUAUCUGUUUGAGAAAACCUUCAACAUGAACUUUAUCUCACCAUUUACCCAAUAUAAUACCACCAGGGCUUCUAGUGUAGAGAUCAGUGAGGAGACCCAAAAGCGUAUUGAGGGGCUGAAUUUUCUGGAUAUGGAGUUGUACAGCUAUGCGAAAGACCUCUUUUUGCAAAGGUAUCAGUUUAUGAGGCAGAAAGAGCAUCAGGAGGCCAGGCGGAAGCGUCAGGAACAAAGGAAAUUUCUGAAGGGAAGGUUCCUUCAGACCCAUUUCCAGAGCCAGAGUCAGGGCCAGAGCCAGAACCCGAGUCAGAAUCUGAGUCAGAACCCCAAUCCGAAUGCAAAUCAGAAUCUGACUCAGAAUCUGAUUCAGAAUGCGACUCAGAGUUUGAGGCUGGGGGAGAACCGGGAAGGCCAGAAGCAGAACCCGGGCCAAGAGCAGAAUGAUAGCAGCGCCAGCAGUGGCACCAAUGACUACAUAGGCAGUGUAGAGAAAUGGCGUUAAAUGGCUCAGAAAGGCUUGUGCACACUUCUCCCAAAGCGCCACUGAAGAGAUGGCAUAUCUUAAAAGAUGAAAGUGUCCAAACCCAUCCUGCUUUCUUAAUUCUGGAAGUUCAAAAUUGUUUAGCUGUUGCCUUUACAGUUGCCUUUCAAUUCAAUGUUACACUGUGCGUGGAUGAAACAAAUCUCAAUAUAUAAUUAAAUUGUCUUUUUUUUGUUUGUUUUUUUUUUGGUUGGACUAUUUAUGAGAUCCAAAAGCCAAACCAGACUCACCAGAAAUUGCUGCUUAGAUAUUUUAAGAAGUUCUUAAAUUAGUUAUGGAGACAAAAUGAAAGCAUAAAAUGUGACCAUUUAACUUACAGCUAAGAAAUGGACUUUAAAUUAUUCAUGAGGCACUAAGCCCUUCCUUCUUGGAAGCAAAUGUUUUUUUCCCAGGGGUGAGCAUAAGUAUAAACAUAAAAUGGCUAAAACGAAACACAAAGCCUUUCAUUUUCUUCUGACUUUAACAAGGAUCCUAUUUAAAUAGAGUAACAACUGCUUAUAAAUUUUACCAAACUGUAAAAAAUGAAAAAUUCCUCUUCCAAACAUGGGUAGUUUUAUGUAAAAAUAUUGGCUUUUCAAGAACAGGACUCAGAUCUUAUUAAGACAUGUUUAAAAUUUUAAACUUUUUCUACCUUUUACCAUUUAAAGGUUUUAAACAGGGUGUAUCUCAUAUGAAAUGAAACACUUUUUUCCCAAAUGGAACACCUAUAUAAAGAUCUAAUUUCCAGACACUUUCAGGGCACUGUAAUUUCAACAAUUCUGGAAUCGUUUUGGCGCCACUUCUCAUUCAUUUCAAGGCUUCUCAGAAUUGUGCUCAUUCUGAACUAACCCAUGUAUAGAAUCUUUCUUCAUCAUCUAAAUGGCGUGUUGCUGAAUUUAUUGUGGUAUCUAAUCCUGGAUUAAAGUCAGGACUUUCCUUCUAUAGAGUUGUCUUAUCAAUGUUUGUGUAGUGAGGUCCUUAUCAAGAAACUCUUGCACAGGAUAAUGUGCCUACAAAUAUUGCUGAAGUUAUUCUUGAACAGAUAGAAUUGAACUUGAAAUGUGAACUGUUACUUACUUUUUGUACAUCUUUAUUGUAACGUUUCCAGUUGGGCUGCCUAUCUCUAGCCCCUUAAUUCUUUUUCAUGUUGACAGAUUUGUAGAUAAUUACAAGAGCCAAAAAUGGUAGAAUAAGCAUUAGGAUAGCCAGAGUUAUUCAGUAACACCGAAAACUGCACCUCGAUAUUUUGGAGAAAACUUUCUGCCAGGUUUUUCCUUAAUAAAGAACAAAAGUAAAGAGUGUUCUGCAAUGAGACUAAAUAUCAGGAAUGUAUGAAUUAAUGAGAGUGAUUUGGUAGUGUAAGUCUAUGCAAAAAGUCUUUUAUGGUAUCAGUUAUGAAUUGAGCAACGUGAAAAGAAGUCUGUAAUCCACUAUGCUGUCAAAGCACCAUGUUUCUAGGCAGUUUUCUUUUUAUGGAUUUUGCUAUACUUCUGUAAGGACUUACACUAACCUCUUGGCUAUAAAUCAAACACGGUGACUGGAAGUGACAUUUGUAUUUUCAGGAGAGACAUGCUUAGAUGUGUGACCAUAAAGUCACAUCUUGUACAAGCUGCUCAUGUGUAUAAUCCAGUUUUAUCUGUAAUAAUAUGGUCACGCGCUGAACAAGAAACCAAGUAUUUAGGUUUAAAAUGGAUUUUCUUGACUCUGAGCUUGUAUCACUAUUUUUAGCUUUUGUUUUGUCUGACAGUAUUGCAAGCCUGGGAAUUCUGAGACCUAAAAACCUGAAAGGAAUUUUUUUAAAAAUGCACCUUGAAGUCAAAGUGUUUCAGAGUAAAACUAUUUUGUGUACGUUGUGUUUUUAAAAUAGUCUGUAGAUCACUACGGUAUUUCAAUUUGGUUUAGUUUUAAUCGAAGAUGAUUGCUCUUCAAACUGCUAGGUACUCUUGGAAAGGAGGAUGAAGCCUGAGCCAGUGGAAAAGCUUGUUACAGAAAAUACUUUCUCGUGUUAUUGCUGUGGUAUGCAUGGUUUGCAAAGAUUAAGUGCAUUUUCUCUGUCUAUACUGAUGAUUGUAUAUAGGGGAUGUUAUAAAUAUACAUUUUGACAUCAUCAUGUAAAUCUCAUGAUUUCAACUGUAAACAUCUGUCCAAUGGUGUAGCUUUAUAAACCAUUCACUGAUUUUGUGUAAUUUAACGAUAGAUAUGAAAUAAAGUUUAAAUUACA